Saccostrea echinata is the source of this 1641-nucleotide messenger RNA. Its product is annotated as dimethylaniline monooxygenase [N-oxide-forming] 2-like. The record is from RefSeq and is a predicted model, not a curated record. Gene Ontology annotation, molecular function: NADP binding; flavin adenine dinucleotide binding; N,N-dimethylaniline monooxygenase activity. Lineage: Eukaryota; Metazoa; Mollusca; Bivalvia; Ostreida; Ostreidae. Bases 1 to 1638 code for a protein of 545 amino acids. The transcript is spliced from 2 exons.
AUGACUAAAACAGUGUGCAUUGUGGGUGCUGGUGUGUCGGGUUUGACAUCAAUAAAGAGUUGUCUCGAAGAAGGGCUACUUCCGGUUUGUUUUGAAAAAGACACCGACAUUGGGGGACUCUGGAAUUACAAGGACACCCCAAAAGAUGGUGAGCCCAGUCUGUACAAGUCUUGCAGCGUGAACACAAGCAAAGAGAUGAUGUGUUUUAGUGACUUUCCGAUCCCUAAGGAGUUUCCUAAUUUCAUGAAUCAUGUUUACUUCAAGAAAUACCUUGACUUGUACGCUGAGAAGUUUGAUUUAAGAAAGUACAUAAAAUUUCAACAUUCCAUUGAGAGAAUUCAGAAAGCGGACGAUUUCCCUGAGUCUGGUGACUGGGUGAUUACAAGUAUUAAUCUUCAAACGGGAAAGAAAGAAACGACUAGAAUGAACUUUGUUUUAGCUUGUCAUGGACAUUUAAAUGAACCAAAUAUUCCAAAAUUCCCCGGUCUAGACAAAUUCAAAGGAAGAGUGAUCCAUACACAUGAUUAUAAGGAUUUCUACGGAUACGAAGGAAAACGGAUUUUACUCAUCGGGAACGGGAAUUCUGGCGUGGAUGUUGCAUCAGAACUGAGUCUUCACGCAGAACAUUUGUACAUGUCCACAAGAAAGGGAUUUUACAUAAUUCAGAGAACCUCUCACGAGGGUCGUCCGUUUGAUCAUACCGCUGUCUGUCGCUUCAGACAGAACCUCCCCUGGUCUCUCAUGCGUCCUUUCAUGUACCACGGAGUUUACGGCAGGUAUAACCAUGACAAGUACGGACUGUCCCCGAACCAGAGGUUUAACGGCGGAACUGUUUCCAUCAGCGACGACCUUCCAAAUCGGAUCAUCUACGGAAAAAUUACGAUGAAAACUGGUGUUGAGCAAUUCACAGAGGACGGUGCAAUUUUCAUCGAUGGUACGGAGCUUAAAGAUAUCGAUGUAAUAGUUCUCGCAACAGGAUAUAAGUACAGCUAUGAUUUCUUAGAAGAAGGUGUUAUCAAACUCGAUGAAGCGUUCCCGUAUCUGUACGAUUUAGUGUGGCCUGUGGAUCUUCAGCCAGCGACCUUGGCUGUCAUUGGUCUCGUUCAACCGUUUGGUCCGGUUCCUCCUAUCCUAGAAAUCCAGGCUCGAUGGGCUGCCCGCGUUUUUGCUGGAAAAUGUCAGCUUCCUUCUGUGGCUAAACGCGUAGCAGAAGUAGAUCAGAAUUAUGUUUUAUCAAAGAGACGCUUUGGCAUCGAGGCAUCGAGAUACACAAUCAUCGUUUUCUUCAUACAAUAUAUCGAUAAAAUUGCUGGAUACAUCGGAUGCAAACCUCCAUUAUGGCGACUCUUUUUUUCCGACAACGCCCUCUGGAGAAAAAUUUAUUUUGGGGGAGCAACCCCUCCGCAAUGGCGCUUACAUGGUCCAGGAAAGUGGAAAGGAGCUAAAGAUGCUAUAGAACGAGUGGAGGAAAACACAUGGUAUCCGUUACAGACGCGCCAAGCUGGCACAAAUAGCAAGGAGGGGAUCUAUGAGGGGUGGAUAAGUCUUCUGAAGAAGCUGAUUUUGGGACUUUUGCUCUUGGGUUUUGUGAAAUAUAUUAUGUCUAACGGCCACGUGACUUUUCCACAAAAAACGUAGAUC